UUGGCACUUCCGCGGUCUGUUUCGGACAUUCUCGGUCCUCUCGCUUUCUACGAGUAUCUAACGCGGUAGGAUUCUCUCUCUCUCUCUCUCUCUCUCUCUCUCUCUCUCUUGUUAUUCGGUAAGAUUUACGGGAGAUGAGGUGACUUUCGGUAUCGAACGGAAAGAACACGGUGUGUAUUGUGUGGUGGCGCGCGCGCGUGUUUUGAGAGAGGAAGAAAGAGAGAGAAAACGUCUCCGGAACGUGUGCAUCUUCGAAAGUAGCUCGGAUACAGUUCGAGGUGUGCGAAAGUUAUUUCGACGCGAGUGCGCCAUUUGACACUGACUGCACCGCGGGAAGCGCUAAAAUUGGAUAUCUCUACCGCGCCGAGUUCGCACAGCUGACCGCGGGGUCGAACCGGACGAUGCGCCUCGUCGUGAGAUUACCCUGCAAGCGAUAACGACGAAGGGGUGCUGGAGAUGGCGGCCACCGAGAGCACGAUCCGAUUUAGUGGCCACACGUUGGACAAGGCGACCAAGGCCAAGGUAACGCUGGAGAACUACUACAGCAAUCUGAUAGCACAGCACAUCGAGCGGAAGCAGAGGCUGGCGAAGCUCGAGGAGUCCCUCAAGGAUGAGGGCCUCUCGGAACAGCAGAAGCAGGAGAAGAGGCAACAGCAUGCUCAGAAGGAGACCGAAUUCCUCCGGCUGAAGCGGUCCAGGCUUGGCGUCGAGGAUUUCGAACCUCUCAAGGUCAUCGGCAGGGGAGCAUUUGGCGAGGUAAGACUCGUACAGAAGAAGGAUACUGGACAUGUGUAUGCGAUGAAGAUCCUUCGGAAGGCAGACAUGCUCGAGAAGGAGCAAGUUGCGCACGUCAGAGCGGAGAGGGACGUCCUCGUGGAAGCAGACCAUCAGUGGGUCGUGAAGAUGUACUACAGUUUCCAAGAUCCUAUAAAUCUUUAUCUAAUAAUGGAGUUUCUUCCUGGUGGUGACAUGAUGACGUUGCUCAUGAAGAAGGACACGCUUUCCGAGGAGUGCACACAAUUUUAUAUUUCCGAAACGGCGUUAGCGAUCGACUCCAUACACAAAUUAGGUUUUAUUCAUAGAGACAUCAAACCAGACAACCUGUUGCUGGAUGCACGGGGCCACAUAAAACUUUCUGAUUUUGGACUGUGCACGGGUUUGAAGAAAUCACAUAGAACUGAUUUUUACCGAGACUUGAGUCAAGCGAAACCUUCCGAUUUCAUGACAUCAUGCGGGAGUGGAAGCGGUGGCGCGAUGGAUAGCAAAAGGAGAGCUGAGAGCUGGAAAAGAAACAGGAGAGCGCUGGCUUACAGCACGGUAGGCACUCCAGACUAUAUCGCGCCGGAAGUAUUUCUGCAAACAGGUUAUGGACCGGCUUGCGACUGUUGGUCCCUGGGAGUUAUUAUGUACGAGAUGCUUAUAGGAUAUCCACCAUUCUGCAGUGAAAAUCCACAGGAGACGUAUAGAAAAGUAAUGAACUGGCGAGAAACGUUAGUAUUUCCACCGGAAGUUCCCAUUAGUGAAGAAGCUAAAGAUACCAUUAUCAGAUUUUGCUGCGAAGCCGAUAGAAGAUUAGGAGCUCAAAGAGGCAUCGAGGAGCUCAAAUUAGCGCCUUUCUUCCGCGGUGUCGAUUGGGAGCACAUCAGGGAAAGACCAGCUGCUAUACCGGUCGAAGUGCGAUCCAUCGACGACACGUCGAACUUCGACGAGUUUCCAGACGUGAAAUUAGAGAUACCGUCCGCGCCAAUGCCACAGGAUGGCGAGGUAAUAUACAAGGACUGGGUAUUCAUUAAUUACACCUUCAAGCGCUUCGAGGGUCUGACACAACGGGGCACACCGACCAAGAAAUAG
Messenger RNA from Atta colombica, 1851 nucleotides. It is a transcript of the gene trc, whose product is annotated as serine/threonine-protein kinase tricorner. Gene Ontology annotation, molecular function: protein serine/threonine kinase activity; ATP binding. The transcript is spliced from 10 exons. Gene Ontology annotation, biological process: intracellular signal transduction; peptidyl-serine phosphorylation. The record is from RefSeq and is a predicted model, not a curated record. Lineage: Eukaryota; Metazoa; Arthropoda; Insecta; Hymenoptera; Formicidae. Bases 457 to 1851 code for a protein of 464 amino acids.